Molecule: messenger RNA, 1131 nt
Organism: Fusarium redolens
Lineage: Eukaryota; Fungi; Ascomycota; Sordariomycetes; Hypocreales; Nectriaceae
Exons: 3
Coding region: 1-1131 (376 amino acids)
Source: RefSeq, a predicted model, not a curated record
AUGAAGAGCGUGCCCAUAUAUAAAGCGAGCAUUGUAGAACCUUCUCGACCAAGCCAGGAAAAGCCCAAAGCUGACCAUGCUGUCAACGGCGAUACUAUUCAGAGGAUCAAGAAGUGUUUGAAUCGAGCCAAUCAUCCAGCCACCCUCGAAUCCGAAGCCAAAGCAGCACUCCAUGUGGCGUCUCGGCUGAUGGCCCAGCAUAAUUUUGCUGGACAAAGCGUUGUCGCACUUCGGCGCUCCGAUGGGGACUGUCAUAAACGUAUCAGAAUUGAAGGUUACAUGGACUAUCUGACAGAGGCAAUUCGGACGUUCUUCAAUUGCAAGUCGUAUAGUACACGCAAGUAUGGGGCCAUGAACUAUACGUUCUACGGGUUGACCGAUAACACGGUCGCUGCUGCAAGUGCCUUUGAGAUGGUUUUCAACCUCGCGAGCUCUUGGGCCUUGAAAUAUCGAGGCCGGGAUAGGACCAGCUAUCUUCUUGGUAUCUGUCAGACUUUAAGACAAACGGCAAAGAAAGAAGCAGCCGAUGAAGUCGAGAGAGCGAAGAAAGCAGAGCAAGAUGCUAGCGUAUCUGAGACAAAACCUACCGAGUCGCAAUUGGCUGAUGAUACGGACGGGGCUCCAUCAUCUCCACAGGGCGCAAGGUCCAUACCAUCUACAAAUCAAGGCAAUGAUGCUUCAGAGGAUGGAGACCCAGGUACAGCCGAAGACCCUGUGGCUAUCCCACUUGAUAAGGAUGAUGUGAUAGACGAUGAAGGCGACGAGGAAAUGAACGAUUGCGUUGAGCCCGAUUUCAGCACAGAUCCCAUCGACAGCAUAGACCCAUUGAUGGAUAUUGACAAGGAGAUUCACCGACUUGCUGGCAAGACAGAGCAUCAAGCGCGUGGACGAGAUGAUGAAUAUACACGUGCACCGCAACCUAAUGAUGGAAGUCAGUGUAAGUCUCAUAUGCAACUCGCUAUCUUUCGAAAAACGGCUGAUGAUAUUGCGGACGACUAUCUCAAAAGUCGAGGUGUGAAGCUUGUUUCAGACAGGGCACGAAGUGGUCGUGUGCAUAACAUGGCUGCAUUUCGCCAGGGCUCACAGGAUAGCAAGAAAAUCGAUGUCCGGAGAAAGAUGCUUAGCUCGUGA